Molecule: messenger RNA, 783 nt
Organism: Mesorhabditis spiculigera
Lineage: Eukaryota; Metazoa; Nematoda; Chromadorea; Rhabditida; Rhabditidae
Source: the annotation of a GenBank genome assembly
AUGCCCGCGCGAUCUGAAACCGAUGCCGGUUAUGAGUUUGUGUGCAUGUAUUCCGUUUUCCAUAAUAAUGUUGACUUGUCUUAUUCUAUGACGAUUAGAGAUAUUCCCCGGGCCAGCAACGUUAAGCGGGGGGAUGCGUUGUCUAGCAGUUUGAUGGGCUUAAACCUUCACGAGGAAGCUGAACGACUACUCCCGAAAGACUUCACCUCGGUGCCUUAUAUUAAACAUCAUAUGGACCUCCUCUUGGACCUAAUUGCGAACCACCCAAAUGGCGAUCAGUUUUUUUUGCAGUACGGACACCUUCCAUUCAUCGAGUUUGCUGGCCCUCGCAGCUGGCGAACCUGUUACUAUGCCGGCUACGAUAUUGGCGAAUACGAGCAAGCCAAAUCUCAACAUCCCAGUGGCAUGAUGCUUUUCAGGUGUGUCAGCACUAAAAAGAGGGGCCAACAGAACGUCGAUAUGGUAUGUUUUGGGCUAGUGGCCGAAGUGCUUUCGUCGCUUGCGAUCUUUGACGAAAAUGGGAAUGAACAACCCCAUCACAUUGGUUGCCUUGACUUCUACGUGAUCAAGACCUGGAUUGGCGAUUUGGAAGUGCUGCUCUGUGUCCAGGGUGAUGGCUUUGUACGCUCUGACGACGGUCGCCAUCAGAUUGUCGAGCUGAAGUGCUCGGUGUUGGUGCGGUGCGGCAAUUGGGGCCGACUUCUAGGAGAACUGUCUCCGAUCCCGGCUGAAACGGCAUGCCUGCCACACCACGAAAAACCAUCGUUAUUUUUCGCCAUGCAA